UCUACACAAACCCUCCGCACACUCUCUCUCUUAUAAACCCCUUUUUCUCCCAUCUGUAAUUUUCCACCAAUAAAUAUAUAAAUUAAAACGAAAAAGGAAUUUCCCCCUGCCCUUUUUAUUAUUCCCUGCCCCCUCUCUCUCUCUUCUCUUUCUCUCUCUACUGCAGCACCAGCACAGUAUCCAGGAAGAGAGUUCCGGAAAAUCGUUUGCGCGGCGUGCUCGAUCUGUUCUCAGGUUAUUACCUACCUUAAAAUCGUGCUUAGACUUUUAAGUAUUCCUAGCCAGCAUGAGUGUGGUCGGUUUUGAUUUUGGAAACGAGAGUGGUGUUGUCGCUGUUGCAAGACAAAGAGGGAUUGAUGUUGUACUUAACGAUGAGUCCAAGCGUGAAACUCCUGCCAUUGUAUGCUUUGGUGACAAGCAGCGGUUCCUCGGUACAGCUGGAGCUGCGUCGAGUAUGAUGAACCCAAAAAACACAAUAUCUCAAAUAAAGAGGUUGAUUGGACGCCAGUUCUCCGAUCCCGAGCUGCAGCGUGAUAUCAAAUCAUUGCCAUUUUUGGUGACCGAAGGUCCAGAUGGAUAUCCAUUAAUCCAUGCUCGGUAUUUGGGUGAAACUAGGACAUUUACUCCUACGCAGGUUCUGGGAAUGGUAUUUUCUGAUUUGAAGAUCAUCGCCGAGAAGAAUUUAAAUACAGCAGUUGUCGAUUGCUGCAUUGGAAUUCCCGUUUAUUUCACUGACUUGCAGAGAAGAGCUGUGAUAGAUGCGGCAACAAUUGCUGGCUUGCAUCCUCUUCGCCUCAUUCACGAGACCACAGCUACUGCAUUAGCUUAUGGAAUUUAUAAGACAGAUUUACCCGAAAACGAGCCAAUGAAUGUUGCUUUUGUUGAUGUUGGGCAUGCGAGCAUGCAAGUCUGUAUUGCUGCCUUCAAGAAAGGUCAACUAAAAAUAUUGGCCCACUCUUUUGACCGCUCUCUAGGUGGAAGGGAUUUUGAUGAAGCGCUUUUCCAGCAUUUCGCGGCUAAGUUCAAGGACGAAUAUAAGAUUGAUGUGUAUCAGAACGCGAGGGCUUGCCUGCGGUUGCGUGCCGCUUGUGAGAAGGUAAAGAAAGUUCUCAGUGCAAAUCCUGAGGCACCUCUCAACAUUGAGUGCUUGAUGGAAGAGAAGGAUGUUCGAGGAUUUAUUAAGAGGGACGAGUUUGAACAAAUCAGCUCUCCGAUACUGGAGCGUGUGAAAAAACCCUUGGAGAAGGCUCUUGCAGAAGCUGGACUGACUGUUGAGAAUAUACAUUCGGUUGAAGUUGUUGGUUCAGGCUCUCGAGUCCCUGCUGUUUUUAAGAUAUUGACUGAUUUUUUCGGGAAGGAGCCCAGAAGAACAAUGAAUGCAAGUGAGUGUGUUGCUAAAGGCAGUGCUCUAGAAUGUGCUAUUCUUAGUCCCACCUUUAAAGUGCGGGAAUUUCAGGUCAAUGAGAGUUUUCCUUUCCCGAUUGCUUUGUCAUGGAAAGGUUCUGCUCCCGAUACACAAAAUGGAGCGGCGGAUAAUCAACAGAGCACCGUUGUAUUCCCCAAGGGUAACCCGAUACCAAGUGUGAAGGCCUUGACUUUCUACAGAUCUGGCACCUUCACAAUAGAUGUACAAUAUGCUGAUGUCAGCGAAUUGCAGGCACCUGCAAAGAUUAGCACUUAUACGGUUGGACCUUUCCAGUCCACAAAGAGUGAAAGAGCAAAACUGAAGGUCAAAGUACGUCUGAAUCUUCAUGGUAUUGUAUCAAUUGAGUCAGCAACGCUCUUGGAAGAGGAAGAGGUGGAAGUUCCUGUUGUGAAAGAGGCGACCAAGAUGGAAACCGAUGAAGCUCCUGGUGCUACUCCAAGCACCACUGAAACUGAUGUUAAUAUGCAAGAUGCAAAAACCGAUGGAGCCGAAAAUGGUGUGCCAGAGUCAGGAGACAAGACGGCACAGAUGGAAACUGAUGUCAAGGUUGAGGCGCCUAAGAAAAAGGUCAAGAAAACCAGCGUACCUGUAUCAGAGAUUGUUUACGGAGGGAUGGCUGCUGCAGAUGUGCAAAAAGCGGUGGAGAAGGAGUUUGAGAUGGCUUUGCAGGAUCGUGUUAUGGAAGAAACCAAAGACAAAAAGAAUGCUGUGGAGGCUUAUGUCUAUGAAAUGAGGAACAAGCUUAACGACAAGUAUCACGAGUUUGUAACCGAAUCAGAUAAAGAGCAGCUUAUUUCUAGACUCCAAGAAGUCGAAGAUUGGUUGUACGAGGAUGGCGAGGAUGAAACCAAAGGAGUCUAUGUUGCUAAGCUCGAUGAGCUCAAGAAGCAAGGCGACCCUAUUGAGUUCCGUUUUAAGGAACACACAGAAAGGGGAUCUGUGGUCGAUCAACUUGCCUAUUGCAUCAGCAGUUACAGAGAUGCCGUUGUGUCAAAUGACCCCAAGUUUGACCACAUUGAUGUAGCCGAGAAGCAAAAGGUUUUGAACGAAUGCGUGGAAGCUGAAGCUUGGCUAAGAGAGAAGAAACAGCACCAGGACACACUUCCGAAAUACGCGACACCGGUUCUUUUGUCUGCUGAUGUUAGGAAAAAGGCCGAAGCUCUCGACAGGGUUUGUAGGCCGGUAAUGAUGAAACCAAAGCCAGCAGUAAAGCCAGCUACACCCGAAGCAGCACCAUCACCAGCUUCUUCACAAGGAGGCGAACCGCAUUCUCAUGGGGCCGAGAAAAGUGGUGAGGGCGAAAACGGUAAUACGACUGACACUGCUGGAUCUGGAAAUGGAGUACCUUCAGCUGAUGCAGAGCCUAUGGAAACUGAGAAACCGGAGUAGUGGUCUAUUUUAUUUAUUUAUAGGGGCUUAUUAUUUUCGGUUAUUUUUGUUACGACUUUGGGGGAACUUUUGUCGACGGGGUGUGGUUUAUUGAAUUUUAUCUGAUGAUGAGAUUGUUUUUGAGUUACUUUCCGGUCACUUCAAAUUUAUUAUACUAUUAAUUAUUAGGUGGGGUUCUUCUCUAUAGACUAAAUAUAUGGUUGGUCAUGUUUUUGAUAUGGGUUCGUAAGAAAUAGAUUAACGAGUAUCGUUCGCUAGUCUUAUCUGAAUACAGGAUCUGUUUCGGCUCGUUUCAGUUUAAUGGAUGCGCUCUUCGUUUA
Messenger RNA from Erythranthe guttata (spotted monkey flower), 3135 nucleotides. RefSeq names its product heat shock 70 kDa protein 15. Gene Ontology annotation, cellular component: cytosol; nucleus. The record is from RefSeq and is a predicted model, not a curated record. Gene Ontology annotation, molecular function: ATP binding; ATP-dependent protein folding chaperone. Gene Ontology annotation, biological process: protein folding. NCBI's taxonomy places the organism in Eukaryota, Viridiplantae, Streptophyta, Magnoliopsida, Lamiales, Phrymaceae.